Molecule: messenger RNA, 1828 nt
Organism: Orbicella faveolata
Lineage: Eukaryota; Metazoa; Cnidaria; Anthozoa; Scleractinia; Merulinidae
Product: corrinoid adenosyltransferase MMAB-like
Molecular function (GO): corrinoid adenosyltransferase activity
Source: RefSeq, a predicted model, not a curated record
UUCAGCUUGGCAGCGAGGCUUAGAGGACACAAACAAAGGAAAUUAGAGAAUGCAGGAUUUUCGAAAGAACCGUUUCAUCUGCUAAGUAAUAGAAAACGCACCCUAGUAUUGAGGGUCUGGAGUCUUUUAUUGACCUAUUUUAAAUCGCUCAAUCGAGUGACCUAAAUCGUCUGCAUGCGCAUAGCUUCUCUAAAUCUGCGCUUUGCUGGCGCUCGGUCACCUAUGUUGUCCGUGCUUGUGGUUGGUUAGUUCGUCUGGCUAUAACAGACGAAACCUUCGCCCCGGACCACGUGACCCAAAACGAUUGACCGCGGUGAAAUAUUGAGGCGUAGGAACUAAAUCAAUAUGGCGGCAAUGAAUCGCCUCUUUUACGCCGUGCCGUUUACGUUGAAGAGGAACCAAAUUCCGUCGCUCUUCCUCAAAAGUUGUCUUAUAAAGUGGACGUCCUCCAGCUACAGCUCUGUGGGACCAAAGAUUUACACCAAAACUGGAGAUAAAGGAUAUACAAGUACAUAUGGUGGAGAACGCCGUUCCAAAACUGAUGCACUGUUUGAGGCACUAGGAACUUCUGAUGAACUGUCUUCUGUCAUUGGAGUAGCCAGGGAAUUCUGUGAAGAAGGAGGACAUAAAGAUGUUAUGCAGAAACUUGAAGAGGUCCAGUGCAUCCUUCAAGAUGUUGGCUCAAAUAUUGCAACACCUCGGCAGUCAUCAACUGAUCGAAAUAUAAGAAAAACUGAGUUCAAUCCAGAAAAUGUAAUAACACUGGAAGACUGGAUAGAUACGUAUCAUAAUCAACUUCCUCCACUUAGAAGUUUUAUUUUACCAUCAGGUGGGAAAAGCAGUGCAAUGUUACAUGUUGCAAGGUCAGUUUGUCGACGAGCUGAAAGAAGAGUAGUACCUCUGGUCCAAAGCGGAAGUGUAGAUCCAGAAGUUGGUACUUUCCUAAAUAGGUUGAGUGAUUUUCUUUUUAUCGCUGCGCGCUUUGUCGCCAAGAUGGAAGGGAAAAGCGAACAAAUCUAUCGUCGAAUUAAAAGAUGAAAAACGAGUUGCUGAAAGGCCAAAAGAAAUUCAUCGGACAGGAAAUUGUACGCCUUUGCGGUUUCGGAAAUCAAACUCCCGCUUUUGUAAAAUCAGAAAAAGACAGUUCUAGCAACAUGAUGAAAUGACAACGGGUUUUUGUCCUUUGUCCUUCGCUACAUGUUCAUGGUUCAUAACUGAAACCACAGUUACACCCACGAAGAUGUUAUACUAAGCGUAUUAAUUAUGCAAGUAAGCAUAGACGAGAAGAAGAUGGGCACAACUUUGUGUUUUCUUUGUUUUUUUUUCCAUCCCGAGUAAAGAGAAAACAUUGGAAACGUGAAACAAGUAUUCGUACCAACCGCUCUCUAUUAAGUGGUAUGCAGCCAGGCUGGCAGUCUGUCACUUUUCCGUUGAGCGAUAAGUAGAAGGCCGUUAUAAUCACCGUUGUUUUCACAAACUACCUGGCGUCCAUCCGACUGAAUCAGGUACACUACAACAAGUCCCUCUUUUCCUCUUCAUGCGGCUUUUUCUUUCGCUUUACUGUUUUUCGCUUCUCACUCAACGAACAAUAAAAAAUAAGGAUUUCGGCCAAUAGGACCCAUGAAGAAUUUUAAGAACCAAAUACUAGUGACUGAUUUUUAAGCGCUAUAAAUUGUGCAUGGGUUGCACAAAUGGGGCUUCAUUUUAGCACGGGUUUUAUUUUGUACGCAAUUUCGCGCGUAGCCUAAAGAUUUUCAUAAGAUGUAGUGAGCAAUUUCACAUUUAAAAUGCGCUCCAUCUAAACAGCAAUAAAAUGUGAUAACACAAA